Capsaspora owczarzaki ATCC 30864 is the source of this 1108-nucleotide messenger RNA. Its product is annotated as short-chain dehydrogenase/reductase SDR. Lineage: Eukaryota; Filasterea; Ministeriida; Capsasporidae. The record is from RefSeq and is a predicted model, not a curated record. The coding region runs from base 1 to 984 and encodes 327 amino acids. The transcript has 2 exons.
AUGUCUGACACGUUCAAUCCCGCCAUCCCCACCACCUCGAAUGAUGGCAAGUCGACUGGCCGAUUUGGCUAUCGCACCCCAGCCGAGGAAGUCGUCACCGAGCUCGGAAUCGACUUGAGCGAUCGCGUCGCAAUUAUCACCGGCGCCAGCAGCGGUCUUGGCCAGGAAACUGCGCGCGUUUUGGCCCUCAAGGGUGCUCGUAUCAUUCUAGCCAUUCGCAACCUCGAGGCUGGUCAAAAGGUUGCUCAAGAGAUUCAGCAAAGCACCGGAAACACCAAGAUCGAAGCCAUGCUCGUCGAUCUGACCUCGCUCAAGAGCAUCAAGGAGUUCGCCGACACAUUCCUCGCCAAAAAGCUCCCGCUCAACCUCCUCGUCAACAACGCCGGUGUAAUGGCCAAUCCGACUCGCGAGACCACCGCCGACGGCUUCGAAAUGCAAUUUGGCACAAACCACCUUGGGCACUUCUACCUCACUCAGCUGCUCACGCCCGCCCUGGUUGCUGCGGCGCCGUCCCGAGUGGUGGCUGUCAGCUCGUUGGGCCACACCUUCAGCCCGGUUGUGUUUGAUGACAUUAACUGGGAAAAGUCCUACGACAGGUGGCUCGCGUACGGGCAUUCCAAGACGGCGAACGCCCUGUUUGCACUCGAGCUCAACAAGCGUCUCAGCCCGAAGGGUGUAAUUGCCGUUUCCCUGCACCCGGGCGGCGCUGCGACAAACCUGAGUCGCCACAUCCCUCGAGACUAUGCAAUCAGCCAGGGAUGGAUGAACGAGGAUGGCACGAUGAACAGCGUGUUCAAAACGGUCGAGCAGUGCUCCUCGACCACCGUGUACUGCGCCAUUGCGCCCGAGGUCCUGGAGCAUGGUGGUGCCUACUUUGAGGAUUGCAACCUGGGUGUUCCGGCUCCGCACGCCUCAGACCCGCAAGCCGCUGCCAAGCUUUGGGAGGUCUCAGAGAAGUUGAUUUCCAACGCGCUCAAGCAAUGAGAUCGCACGCUCUCCUAGCUUGGAGUGUACAGCUCUGUGUUACUUUUUGUGUUCCUGGUCUUGUGCUUUCCUGUACCGUAUGCAAGAACCUUCCGCCUGCUGCGUUGGUUUGGCUGAGUCCCUA